CAAACUCCUCCUUGUUCCUCUUUUUUCCUCCGUCCAGUCAACUGUGGAAAGCCUCAAGGACAGAGUACAGGAAUGUAUAAAAGCCCAGGAGAACUCUUCCUGGGCUAAUUCCUUCCUCCUGCUCACUGGUUGCCUUAACCCUACCGAAGCAUGAUGCUCUGCAAGGUCCUGGUGAUCACUGUCUUCUGUGCGGUGACCGUGGCUUUCCCCAGUUUGCACGUAGAUUCAAUCAAUGAAGAACUACAGGAUUCAAUCUUUGAUAUACCAAACUCAACCUCUGACUUCCAACUGGGAUCAUAUGAACCAUCAACAUCUCCUCCAGAGGAUAGCACAUACCAGGAAUCAAACCCUGACUUCAUGCAAACCACAUAUCCCAAAAGCAUACAGAAUUCUGAGCUCUCUAAUGGAGCUGAGACAGUCUCUUCCAGUUUCCUGGAAGAAGUCACUGAGACUUCAGAAAGCACAGUGGAGUUUCCAUUAGCUGAGACAACUAUAUUCUCCUCUACUUCCUGAGAAGACUUUGAAACAAACCUGGGACUACCAUUCUGGAUAUUGAGUCUCUGUAGAAAAUGAUGUAAGUCUAAGAUGCUCCCAGCAAAGAAGAAAGAACAAGGAAGUGGUCCUGGAUGAGAGAUGCUGUGUCAGGCAUUGAUGAGCUCUGCCCUUACCUUGUGUGGGCUUAAUAAAUAAAUGUUCAUUGC
Messenger RNA from Rattus rattus (black rat), 701 nucleotides. Its product is annotated as kidney androgen-regulated protein. The transcript has 4 exons. Lineage: Eukaryota; Metazoa; Chordata; Mammalia; Rodentia; Muridae. The record is from RefSeq and is a predicted model, not a curated record. Bases 151 to 513 code for a protein of 120 amino acids.